AGUGUUGGACUUGGAGAGGGUUUCCCCAACACAUUGCUCUUUUCAUUCUGUAUUUAUGAUUAAGGAGUCCAAUACAAACAAUGGCGACCUCAAGCACAGAGUCCGACUGCAUCCUCAAGUGGAAGAACAGGAAGCUGAUGGAGAAAGCUGGUGAAUUCAACAACCUCUGGGCAAGCGACAUCCAGGUGCGCAAUCAAAAAGUAGAGGCAACGCAAGCCAAGCACCGGGCCCUCGAGGAGAAACUGGACACGAUCAACAAGGAGAACGUGGAAUUACUCUCACAGCAGAAAAUCUACGAAGCUAAAAUAUUCCUGCUGACACAGAAGAGGAAUCUCCUGGAGAACCAAGUGAGUGACUUGAAGGCACUUGAGGUCAAGAUGAAGAAGAGGAUCAGCGAUCUGGAGGAGGUUGAGGGGAACUUGGAGCAGAGACUGGCAGUACAGGCCGAGCAGCACAAGGAAAACAUCAAGAAGACGGAGGACAAAAUCCAUAACAGGUUCCGCGAUAAAGAACGGGCACUGCAGGCGAAGACGGACGCGCAACGCAUCGAGAUGGAAAACAUGGAGAAACGCGUCCAGGACAUCAAAGAUGAAAACAGCACGCUGAAGCAGGAACUUAAACGUGCAGUGCAACGGUACGAAAAGGAUCGUGAAGCGCACCGAAAAAUGACGGCCAAGAUCGAGUUUGACUACCAGGUGGACCUGAGGACGGCAAAGAUGAAGAACAAGGUGCUGACGGACCGAGUGGAGACCUUGUCGACGACCACAGAGGACAAGGUCAAAGAGAACGAAGCCCUGAGAGAAAGGCUCAAAAGCAAGACCCUAGAAUUGGAGAAAAAGCGGGUGGAAAACGCUGACCUGCUGAUCCAGAUCGAGGCGUUGACGGAGAAGCUGCAGAGGGAGCAGAAGCGCACGGCCACGUUGAAUGAGCGCGUGACCCGCCUGGAGAAGGAGAUGGAGUCCAUGUGGAACAAGUACGAAAUCGAGCAAAAGGCUCACCUGUUCACCAAAAAACAUUCGGGUUUGGUACUGCGGAAACACAACGACCUGUUGGACAGGAUCAAGUUCCUGGACCACCGGAUCAAGAGUCAACAGGCCAGCAUUCAGAAGCUGGAAUCUCAUGUAUCCGCCAAGUCUACCUUCAUCCGGAACAUCAGCCUGGACAUCGAGACGUCCAUGUCGCUGGUCAAUGACCCCAAGAAAUUCAUCAAGGAGAUCAUCCGCAUCAAAGCAAAACUGUUCGCCGACGACAAGGACUCGCAUUUGUCGCAAAUGGCCGAGCUGGUGUUCCAAGCUGUGGAAUCGCAGAAGUCAAGGUUCGACCGCUACGACACGACCAUCCACAACCUUCGCAAGCAGCUCAAGCAGAAGGAGCUGCACAUGCUGCGGCACAUUGAGAAGAUCGAGAAGCCCCGAAGCGAGCUCAUCAAGAUAGUCAAUGAACAACGGCGGGAGCUGGCCAAACUUAAGAGCGAGAUGAACCAAGUAACUCACACGCUGCGGGAAGUCAACAGCUACCUGCCACAUAAGGUCCAGUUGUGGGUCAAGCACAGGAUCAGUGGGGCGGUCACAACUGUCACGCCAAUACACUAGAACAGGCGGUGGGCAACCCAUGUUCAAACAAUUGUUUAGUACCUUGUUUGCAGUUGCAAGACGAAACCUUGAUAACAACACGAUGGCGGUGGCUCAAAACGUACUAGCCCCUUGGUGCAGAAUUUUGGUGUGUGCAACAUUUUGGGGGAGUCAAAAAUUUGGGGGUACUCCUUAUAGCAUAUAGCUACAUUGAUUUGACAGCCUUUACCAAACAAAAGAGUUGGCACACCUCUAUCUCUGGAAUCAUAAAUCCCACAACACUUUUCUAAAGGUAAAAUAUAAAAAUAAAUCAAAUCAGAUGCAAUUCAGCACUUGACCUUCAUUUCAAAUCAGGCCCAGUUUCAUUACAAAAUCGGCCUUAGCCCGCCCUCACUUAUUAUGUGUAAUUCUAGCCAGGUCUUGACAACAAACUACAUCAGGUUGUGUUUCACUUUCCAGUGUUUUACACCACAAUACAUGACCUCCAACAAUAGUGAUCCAGUUUCCAGGUUUCUGGUUUGCAGUCACUCGGCCAGGUUAGCAAAUAAGCUCCGUAGUAUGUAUACUGGUUAUACUGUUAAAGACCACCGUUGCAAUUACCUGGGUAAGGCUGUUGAUAUCUUGUGUAAGACUGCUGUGUGGUGUCAGUGUUUUUUUUCUGAUUCGGAUUCUUUCAGAAACUGGUUAUUAGAAACUAAACACAUCGUUUCCAUUUUAAGGUGAGGUUUUUGUUCGUGUUUUUCUUUAGAGCGACUGCUCGCAUCAAACUGAAUUCCCUUUUGAAAUAUAAAAGUGACAUGAAGGUUUUUAUAGGAAAGCGAUACAGUUCCUCUCCCUGGAUGCUACUUGAUAAGUGCAAACACCUUCAGCAGGUAGAACAACGUGCAAAAGUGUUUUGAAAGUCUUUUUUUUUACUCAG
This is a messenger RNA of Phycodurus eques (leafy seadragon), 2490 nucleotides long. Its product is annotated as tropomyosin isoforms a/b/d/f-like. Lineage: Eukaryota; Metazoa; Chordata; Actinopteri; Syngnathiformes; Syngnathidae. Bases 81 to 1592 code for a protein of 503 amino acids. The transcript has a single exon. The record is from RefSeq and is a predicted model, not a curated record.